AUUAGGGCUCUCUUCUCUCUGUCAUCGUCUUCGCAGAGCUCACUCGAAUCAAUCAAUCUAAUCAAAAAUCUCAACGAAAUUAGAUUACGAACCCUUUAGUGGGCUGAGGAUUUAGCAGCGGUUUCCACCAUGGAUACAGUGGGUGAAAGCUCUUCUACUCAAAAGAAUGAGGUAGGAGAGAAGCCUGUGAUUGUUAGAGUUAAGCGUAAAGUUGGACAGUCUCUGCUCGAUGCUUUCUGGUUGGAGAUAAAUGAAAGACCACUCAAACGGCCGACUCUGGAUUUAUCGAAGUUAUCAAUUUCAGAUUCAGGCGAGAGAGGUUCUUCUGUGUCAGAGGAAGUGAAACCGAAGAAGGUGCUAGUGCGGCAUUUGGAGACAGUCACGGAGUCUGAGACCACGGCUGACAUUAUCCACUCUUUCUUUGAGUCUGAUCUUAAUGAGAAAAGUUGCAGUAAAGAAAAGUUUGAAGAGCGGAAAAUUUCUUUCAAGAAAGAUAAUAGAAAGGAACAACGCCUGACCAAAGCGGUACAACAGCAACAGAUUGCUGCAGGGAAUGCUCGGUUUGAGCAGAUAUGGCGGAGUAGGAAGGGAAACAAGGAAGGCAUCCAUGAUAGGUGUCAUUUCUAUGACGUUGUUCGUAUUGAUGCUGAAGAAAAAAGAGACAAUGCACAAGAGGUUACAUCGUUGGAGGACCAGAAAAUGCUUGCUAGUUUCUUGCCUCUUCUCAGAGAGUGUAUUCCAACAGCAGCUGAAGAGAUUGAAGCUGAUAUUCAUUCUACUCGCACUGAAGAAUACGUUUAUGAUUAUUAUGCUGUGAACGAAGAGAUGGAUAUCAGCGAAGAUAGUUCCAAGAUCCAGUUUCCUCUUGUCAUAGUCGAGGAUGAAGAAGACUACUGCGAUGGACCUGAUGAAUCAGACUACGACUCUGAUGAUUCAAAUGCUGAAGAGCACCCAAAGAACGAUUAUCCAGAAGAGAUCUCUGAGGACGAGGAGGAAGAAGAAGAAGAAGAUGAUGAAGAUGAUGAUGAUGAUGAUGAUGAAACAGAGAAAGAAAAGAGUGAUGCCUCUGAUGAAUCAGACGACGAGGAGACUUCAGAAAGACAUGUAAAAAGAGUUCUUGGAGACGACGAGUUUGAUGAUUACGCAGAGGAUGUGGAUGGUUAUAGGCACAUCGACAGCGACGAGGAGUUCGAGUCUACUAAAUGGUCUUACCGAUGAGUUUUGCCUACUAACUGAAACUUACGUUUGUGUUAUAUUCUGAUUGAGAGACAGUGUAAACCAUUAAUGUAAGUUUGUGGAUCAAAACUGUUACUAAUAUUAUCUGUGUCCAGAAGUGAUUGCU
Messenger RNA from Capsella rubella, 1342 nucleotides. RefSeq names its product RNA-directed DNA methylation 4. The transcript has 10 exons. The coding region runs from base 130 to 1218 and encodes 362 amino acids. Lineage: Eukaryota; Viridiplantae; Streptophyta; Magnoliopsida; Brassicales; Brassicaceae. The record is from RefSeq and is a predicted model, not a curated record.